Messenger RNA from Cuscuta epithymum, 8144 nucleotides. Lineage: Eukaryota; Viridiplantae; Streptophyta; Magnoliopsida; Solanales; Convolvulaceae. The record is from the annotation of a GenBank genome assembly.
UAUUGAUUUUCUGAAAUUGAACAUCCUAUAUGGAGUUCAGUUAUUAUUAUUAUUAUUGUCAGUUAAGAAAGCAUGUUAAAUACUCCGUAUAAAGGUAACAUUUAUUUUGAAUAAAGAUGUAUGAUGUUUAUCAUUUAAAAGUAUAUAGAGUUAUUUAUAAAGAAUGGAGAAUGACAAAUGCGUGUUUGAAGAUGUUCUUCAUUAAAAUUUUCAUUGUCAUCCAUUAUAAGAGUAGUAUCGUAAAUAAUGUGUCGCAUUCAAGGUAUUCACAUUCCAUUAUUACAAUUAUUGGCAGAUAACAAACAAAACUUUGAACCACGAGCCGCUAUUCUGAAUCUGUAAAUAAUUUUUUGAACCACUUACUUUGAUCUUUGUAAAAGUAUUUCAAGCUUCUGUAUUCUUUAAUCUCUAAAUACAUCUAAAUGUUGUCAAUCAGUUGAGCAUACCUCUUGUUAGACAGCCCAGCCUUCUAAACUGUUUUUUAUCUGAACCCUGAACUCACUGAUAUGAAAUACAGUGGUUUAGAGUUUUCAAUGCAUUUAUUCAAUCAGAAAAACUUCUACAUUUAACUCAAUAACCAAAAACUCCAGCAAACCCAUUCCUCUACGUUUCUGGAAAACACAUUUUUUGUAGGCCUUUGAUGUCCCGUUAUAUUUUAUUUUCCUACUAAAUAACUGUUAGGAUUCCUUUUUCCAUUUAAGCUUCUUAAUUAAAUACGGAGUAACUCUUAUGUGUUUAGGGUAAUGUUGGUUCUGACAAAAUGCAUGAGUUUUAUUUUUCAUGCUUGUGACUGACUUACAGUUUUGAAGGCUUUGAUGAAAAACUUAAGACCAUUUUAAUAAAUACAGGAACAAUUUGAACUUUAUUGCCUAAAAGAAACUUGUUACCGGAGAAUGAAGAUAUUAGACUGUCUGCCUUCAGAAUUGGAAGUAUAUGUGUUAACCUUCAUUGGAUAUGUUGGUGAUUUUUUAAAAUAAAUACCUGGUAUAAAAAAAGGUAUAAAUUUCUAUUUUUAAUGUGUAUACAAUAUAUAUCAUAAGAUACACAAGUACAAAGCUAUAAGCCUUCAUAUGAUGUGCCAGGAAUUUGGGGGGAUGAAAAGUUUAUUCUGUAUUUUAUUUUGAAGACGAGAGCAAUGGAUAUUAAGUGGCUUUCCCCUAGGCUUUGUUUUUACUGAUUGAAUACAAUUAGAUUUUAGAGAUCUUUAAAGAAAGUUUUAAAAAAUUUGAUCACUAAUAAGUAAUCACAAAUUAGUGAAUUACAACCAACAAGUGUCUUAGUUUGGUGUGAGUUCAAAAUACAACUAACCAGCUACUUUAGUUUAAAGGCCUAGAAACAUAAAUGUAUAUUUGAAUCAAAACUCUUUAUGCUUUGCUCACUUCACUCCAAACCAACUCCUUGAAAAGCUAGAACUCUCAUUCUAAUUAUAUGAAACAGUUUCCUGUAAAAAAUUAAAAGUAAAACAAACAAUACAAUCUUAUUUUUCUUUAGAAACAGUCUAAAAGAAGCAUUGUUCUAUUACAAAUACCAAGAAGCAUUUAUUGGAUUACUUCUUCUGAUGCAUAAAUUCCCAUUUCAUAUAACGCCAUUGCCUUUUUUUCAUAAGAUGUAUUUCAAUUUUUUUUUGUUCUUGGUUCUUUGAAACUCAUUUUUGUGAAUCUAUACUCACUUUUACCAAAUCAGAAUACCCAUGGUUGUUAAUAUUCCCAUGGACUCCUAAAUUUAAAAAAAAUAUAUAUAAGGCUCCCUGUAUUGAUUUUUCUGAAAUUGAAAAUCCUAUAAGGAGUUCAGUUAUUAUUAUUUUCAGUUAAGAAAACAUGUUAAAUAUAAAGCUAACAUUUAUUUUGAAUGAAGAUGUAUGAUGUUUAACAUUUAAAAAUAUAGAGUUAUCACUUUGUUCGAGUGACUGUGAACUUUAUAAUUUCCAGUUUGAAGAAUGAAGAAUGACAAAUGCGUGUUUGAAGACGUUCUUCAUUAAAAUUUUCAUUGUCAUCCAUUAUAAGAGCAGUUUGGUAAAUAAUGUGUUGCAUUCAAGCUAUUCACAUCUUGAACCACAAGCCGUCAUUCUGAAUCUGUUAAUAAAUUUUCUGAACCACUUACUUUGAUCUCUGUAAAAGUAUUUCAAGUUUCUGUUUUCUUUAAUCUUUAAAUACAUCUAAAUGUUCUCAAUUAGUUGAGCAUACUUCUUCUUAGACAGCCUAGCCUUCCAAAACUGUUUUUUUAUCUCAACUCUGAACCCACUAAUAUGAAAUACAGUGGUUUAGAGUUUUUGAUGCAUUUAUUGAAUCAGAACAACUUCUACGAUUCACUCAAUAACCAAAAACUCGUUAACUUCUAUGAAUCAAUUCCUCUACGUUUCUGGAAAACAUAUAUUUUUGUAGGCCUUCGAUUUUCUGAUAUACAUUGUCCUAAUAAAUAGAGUAACAGUUAGGAUUCCUGUUUCAGUUUAACCUUCUUAAUUAAAUAACUCUUGUGUGUUUAGGGUAAUGUUUGUUAUGACAAAAUGCAUGAGUUUUAUUCUCCAGGCUUGUGACUGACUUAAAGUUUUCAAGGCUUUGAUGUAAAACUUGAGCCCGUUUUAAUAAAUAAAGGAACAAUUUGAACUUUAUUGCCCAAAAGAAUUUUGUUUUCUAAUAAAAGCUGCUGUAUAUCUUAAAUAGGUAGUCUUUUAACUAUAUCUUGUUAAGUAGAGAAAUUAUAAUUACACAGAGUACUUAUCAUCUUUUAAAUAGGCUCAUUCGGCUGGCGAACCACCCAUUCUUUCUUCCCAAUACCGACACACGACUCUGUUAUAUGUCACAUCUUUACAAUUUGAUUUGGAGGGAAGACAAGGUAUUUAGGUCGUUAUUCAACAAUUACACUACUGUGCCAGGCAAUUGGGUCAACCAAGCAAAGAAUGGGCCACUGGAGUCUAACAUAAAUUCCACAAAACACCCGUACCAAGAUACAGCCAGUGACCUAUUACGUUUAUAUAGAAACGCGUGGAUUCAUAAGGAAGAUACAAUGCGCAGCGAGAGAUUGGAACCCAUACUAGAUGCUUUAAGCCCAGGCUUCAUUUACCAGGCUUAUGACUUUGUUUUUGAUUACGACCGGAAAAGUUUGGAUGAACGAAAAGUUUGGAUGAACGAAGUGCUAUAUUAACACAUGGGCUACUCCUCCUAACAGGUUGACCUUUUAGGAUGGAACCCCGUGUCUUAACAUGGUUUCAGAGCCUUAAGUUUUUUUUUCCUUUCUCUUCCGCAAGAAUGUCGCAUGACUCGUCCGCCUCAGGCGUUACUACUGCCGCCGACUCUUCUCUCUCGGGUCCAGUCUCUUCUUCGGCGGCUCGUCAUGAUGGCACAUCGCCCUCUUCUUCUCUGGCGCUACCAUCUACACUUGAUAUCUCCUCUCCGUUUGCUCGACGUGUUAGUGCAAACGAUUCUUUUGCUCUGCCGUCCAUGGAUCCCUACAGGUUAUUUGGCAAUCGUGAGCAAUCUUUGGGCAUGCCUCCGCCGUUUACAUGGACACCAGCGAUGGUCUCUUCUAUGCCGAUGUCUUCCUUGCCGUCUCUGCAUGCUCCAAUAGGCCCUCCUCCUUCAUUGUUCAAUUCUGCUCCUUCCAACACUGCCCAAACAUCCAGUAGUCAGCUUCCACCUCCAGCAGUUUUCACGGGCUCUACUUUUUCAGGGCAGCCGGGCACAUCUUUUCUGCACAAUCAGGUCUUGACCACGCCAGGUUCUACAUCCUCUUCUUCUUUUUUGGGAUCAUUGGCCUCUCAAUUAACUUUCUCCACGCCUAACGUGACAAAUAUUGUCACUACGCGCUUGAAGGCUGUGGAAGAUUACCUCCCGUGGCGUACCCAAUUCGAAUCUUUUCUAGUUUCCCACAGUCUUCUUGGGAUUCUAGAUGGAUCCGUUUCGGCUCCGCCACAAUAUAUUCAUGACGCGAAUCGGAGGGAAGUUGUUAAUCCUGAGUAUCAUUACUGGCUUAAGAUAGAUCAAACUGUCCGGUCAUGGCUUUUUACUACUUUAUCUCGAGACAUUUUAAUGGAGGUGUAUGAUUUAAAGUUUUCUGCCCGUAUUUGGCAAUGUCUUGAAACAAGGUUCAUGUCAGCCUGUUUAGCUCGCUCUAUGGAGCUUAAACGCCAGUUAUCUCACAUUAAAAAGAAGGAAUCUCAGUCGAUAGAUCAAUACCUUUUGGAAAUUAAAGUGCUGGUUGAUAAUCUUAAUUCCAUUAAUUCACCCGUGAGCAAUCGUGAUUUAAUUGAAUACACCAUUCUUGGGUUAGGGCCUGAAUAUGAGUCGUUAAUUACGGUUGUUACAUACAUUCCGGGUGAGGUUACUCUUGAGACACUACGGCCCAUUCUUCUUGCUCAAGAACAACGAAAUCUGUUUCUCCGCUCCCAAGAAUCUGCUGCACCUCACCAAGCCUUCGCAGCUCCAGCAGUUCCAGCCGCCCCAGCGGCUCCUCAGCGAGGGGGUGUUCCUUCAGCAGCCCGUGGACAAGGAGGAAGGGCCCAAGGAGGGCGCGGUUACCGCGGCGGUCGUGGUCGUGGUCAACGGGGUAGAGGUCGUGGUUUUGGUGCUCCAUUUCAGCGUCAACAGGCAGCUUAUGGAAAUCAGCAACCCCCUCUACUCCCGCUGCCCCAGUUCGGUCAGGCUCCCGGACAGAUUCUCUAUGGUCCUCCUCGGGCACAGGCUACAGCUGGUACUCCAGGUACGGUAUUUAGUAAUGUUUUGUCUGGUUCUUCGUACUUAAAUUACUUCUCUACUUGUGGUACUAAUAACAUCAGUGCAGGUUUUCCAUCUGGGGAUAGUAAUCAUUUUCCACCACCUCCAGUUGUCUGCCAAAUUUGUUUCUCUCCAGGUCAUUCAGCACUCACUUGUCCCCGGUAUGUUGGUUCGUCUGCGCCAGCUCUUGCUACUCUUCCUUCGGGUGAAUCAAAUGCUGCUGUGUGGUACCCUGAUUCCGGGGCAUCUGCGCAUAUGACCCCUCAUGAAGGUAUUUUGUCUUGUAAAUCUCCUUAUACUGACUCCCAUUCGGUGCAAGUUGCUAAUGGUACUAAAUUACCCAUCUCCCAUAUUGGUAGCGUUAAACUUGUUACUCCCGGUCGCUCACUUACCUUAAACUCCGUUUAUCAUGUUCCGCACUUAAAAUAUAAUUUAUUAUCUAUUCAUAAGUUGUGUGCGGAUAAUGAUUGUACGGUGAUUUUUAAUAAAAAUUCUUUCUCUAUAAAGGACAAUCAGACGGGGGCGCAUCUUCUUCAGGCUUCCAAUAAAGACCACCUAUACCCGUUCCAUGCCUUUCAAACUACUCUUAUUCCUGGACCUACUUGGCACAAGCGUUUGGGGCACUGUGGUGAUAAAGUUUUACAACGUCUUCGGCAAAAUAAUUUUAUUUCUCUUUCUAGUAAUUUUAGUCACAAUUGUGUUUCAUGUAAGCUGGGUAAAUCCCACAGACUCCCAUUUCAUGAUGUUUUUCAUUCUUGCACUGCACCUUUAGAAAUUAUACAUUCUGAUGUGUGGCAAUCGCCCGUUAUUUCCAAUUUAGGAUUUAAAUAUUAUGUUUCUUUUAUUGAUGAUUUUUCUCGCUAUACUUGGGUUUAUCCUAUGCGGCGUAAGUCUGAGGUUUAUACUCAUUUCUGUAAUUUUCAAACACUUGUUGAAAAUCUUUUUGAUAGGAAAAUCAAAGUUUUUCAGAGUGAUGGUGGUGGCGAAUUUGACAAUAUUAUUUUUAAUAAUCAUUUUUUGAAAUCUGGUAUUUUGUUUAGAAAAUCUUGUCCAGAUACUCCAGCUCAAAAUGGUGUUGCUGAGCGUAAGCAUCGGCAUCUCCUAGAGUUAACUAGAACUAUGUUAAUUGAGGCUUCUAUUCCGCCUACUUUUUGGGUUGAUGCUUUAUACACGGCCACAUAUAUUGUUAAUCGUCUGCCAACACCACUCCUGAAUAAUUUUACUCCUUUCGAGAAGCUCUUUAAUAAACCUCCAGACUUUAAUUUUUUACGGGUUUUUGGGUGUGCGUGUUUUCCAAAUUUCAUUGCCAAGUCUUCUAAUAAACUUUCACCUCGCUCCACUCGUUGUGUCUUUAUUGGGUAUGCUCCGGGUUACAAGGGUUAUCGGUGCUUAGAGCCUAUUUCUGGACGGGUAUAUAUUAGCCGGGAUGUAUUAUUUCAUGAAACUGAUUUUCCUUUUUCUACACUAGUUUCCCGCACCACAUCACCCCCCGUCACUAUCACAGAUCUCCCUCUUUCUUGGUCGCCAUCCUCUACCCGAUCCCCACCUGCACAAUAUGUUUUCUCCCUACCUUCGGCCAACACUUCUGGAUCACUCCAGUCCACGCCGCAUCACACUUCUCCACUAACCCCACAGGCAUUCCUUCGUUCCAGUAGCUCCAGUGGUGACCUCAUCCCAGAUGACCUUUCACCCUCCAGUAGUUCCAGUAGCUCUAGUAGCAUCCCAAAUGAUCUCACCCCUUUUGACCAUGCCGCAACCAAGACCAGCCCCCCCAGUUCCCUCUCACCUUCCACGGAUAAUACUACUACACCAUCAAAUAAUUCCCCCUCUUCCACUUUACCAUCCCUUAGCCCGCCUCCUGUCGUUAAUAUCCAUCCCAUGCGUACUCGCGCAAAAGAUGGCAUUUUUAAGCCUAAAACAAUUUUUAAUUUGAGUGUUUUUUCGCCCCCGGAUGAUCCUACUUGUUUUUCACAAGCUCAAAAAUUUCCUGUUUGGCGGGCGGCCAUGGCUGAUGAAUUUAACGCUUUAAUUGCUAAUAAGACAUGGGAUUUGGUACCCUGGGAUAGCACGAAAAAUGUAGUUGCUUGUAAGUGGGUUUACAAGACUAAGUUUAAUUCUGAUGGGUCUGUUGAACGGCACAAGGCACGUUUGGUUGCCCAAGGUUUUAAACAACAGGCUGGCGUAGAUUUCACCGAAACAUUUAGUCCUGUUGUUAAACCUACUACUGUUCGUCUCGUUUUAUCUGUUGUUGUUGCUCGUGGAUGGUGUAUACGCCAAUUAGAUGUCAAGAAUGCUUUUCUCCAUGGUCAUCUUACAGAGGAAGUCUUCAUGCGUCAGCCCCCGGGCUUUAUCCAUCCGUCUUUUCCUCAUCAUGUCUGUCGCCUUAAAAAGGCUCUUUAUGGUCUUAAACAAGCUCCCAGAGCCUGGUUUCACCGAUUUAGCGGCUUUCUUUUAUCCCAGGGGUUUUCACAAAGUAAGUCAGACUCAUCUAUGUUUGUUUUUCGCACUCAGACACAUGUAGUAUAUAUUCUUCUCUAUGUGGAUGAUAUUUUAAUCACUGGGUCUUCUGUUGUUCUUGUUCGGUCCAUUAUUCAGUCUUUAUCUACUCAGUUUGCCAUGAAGGAUUUGGGGGAUAUUCAUUUUUUUCUGGGUCUUCAGACCAAACGCACCUCAAAGGGUCUGUUUCUAUCUCAGCAUAAAUAUAUUUCUGACUUAUUAAGGCGUUUCCAUCUUCAUACUGUUAAACCUAUUCGUACCCCUUUACCUUCGCGUACUACACUCUCUCUUACAGAUGGAGAACUUCUCACUGAUGCUACUGAGUAUCGCAGUAUGGUAGGUGCUUUACAGUACUUGAUUUUGACUAGACCUGAUAUUACUUAUGCCGUACACUUGGUAUCCCAGUUUAUGCAUGCGCCUCGUACUACUCAUCUUUUGGCUGUGAAGCGUAUUUACAGAUAUUUGCAGGGCACUAUGGACUAUGGGUUGUGGCUCCAGUCCAACCGUGAUAUUUCUCUUAUUGUUGCCUAUUCAGAUGCGGAUUGGGCUGGUUGUCCUGAUAGCAGUCGCUCUACUACUGGUUACGCUAUUUUUCUGGGUCCAAAUUUAAUUUCCUGGCGGUCCAAGAAGCAACCCACUGUCUCAAAAUCAUCUACUGAAGCGGAAUAUAGAGCUAUAGCAUAUACAGUUCAAGACACCUUGUUUAUCCGAUCCCUGAUGGCCGAGAUGGGUCUCCAUAUUUCUUCUCCCGUACAACUACAUUGUGAUAAUGUCUCUGCAUCCUAUCUAGCUGUGAAUCCUAUUCAGCAUGAUCGCAGCAAACACAUCAAGAUCGAUUAUCAUUUUGUUCGUGAACGCGUUGCUCAUGGAGAUCUUGUUGUUAAAUAUGUUCCUACUCAGUUACAGUUAGCUGAUAUUUUCACCAAAAAUUUAUCUAGU